CGAGCUAGUCCCUGGAAGAGGUGAUUUUCAAAACUAAUCAUGAAAACCUUUGUCAUUGGAAUUGGAGGUGUCACAAAUGGUGGGAAGACAACUCUGGCUAAGAAGUUGCAGAAACACCUCCCAAAUUGCAGUGUCAUAUCUCAAGAUGAUUUUUUUAAGCCAGAGUCUGAGAUAGAAAAAGAUAAAAAUGGAUUUCUGCAGUAUGGGCCCCUUAACAGAAUAUGGAAUAGAAGCUAUUUUCUGACCAUUCCAUAUGAAGAAUGUAAGAGGAGGAGGAGUACAAGAAUUUAUGAGCCUCCAGACAUCCCAGGAUACUUUGAUGGCCAUGUGUGGCCUAUGUAUCUGAAGCACAAACAGGAGAUGGAGCACCUUCCCUUGGAAAUUGUUUAUCUAGAUGGAACAAAAUCUGAAGAGGACCUCUUUUCACAAGUUUAUGAAGAUCUGACACAAGAACUCUCAAAGCAAAAUUGUUCAGUGCUCCUAUCAAAGUGACGGUAAAAGAGUAGCCAUAAAACUAGUUUGUUACAUAGCCAAGAAUGGCAUAUAAGAGGGCUAAUGUAGGAUGAAUUGUUUCCAUUUAUUAGUUGCUUUAAAAAUAAUUUCAAAUUAGAGGUUCUGAUGGCUCCAGACAUUAAUUAUUUUGUUUUAUGGUUAAGGGUGAAAAU
Messenger RNA from Suncus etruscus (white-toothed pygmy shrew), 665 nucleotides. Its product is annotated as nicotinamide riboside kinase 1-like. NCBI's taxonomy places the organism in Eukaryota, Metazoa, Chordata, Mammalia, Eulipotyphla, Soricidae. The record is from RefSeq and is a predicted model, not a curated record. Gene Ontology annotation, cellular component: cytoplasm.